AUGCCACACCAUGGAUUGUCUCCUGGUCAGGGUCACCCCAGGUCCCGCCGGGAGCAAAGAUCUUCGGAGGCCUUCAAGAGGGGAUGUCUCUGGAUGGGCCUGGCACUGGCGCUGGCGCUGCCUGACUCCCUGUGCCUCUGGGUCCCAGCCGGUGCCCACCCUCUGCCCGCCCAAGGCCAUCCUGCCAGGCUCAAUCGCCUAGCGCCCCGGCUGCGGGACAGCUUUGGGUGGUGGAACCUCACUUGCCCGGCCUGCAAAAGCCUGUUCACCAUCAUCGACAUUGGACUGAAGCAGGAGACCAGUGUAACCCACGUGGCCUCCAUUGCCACCAAGCUAUGCAAUCUGCUGAAGAUAGCGCCGCAUUCAGUGUGCCAGUCAGCUGUCCAGCUCUUUGAGAGUGACAUGGUGGAGGUGUGGACACGCUCAGUACUGAGUCCAUCUGAGGCCUGUGGCCUGCUCGUGGGCUCCAACUGUGGGCACUGGGAUGUCUUCUCAUCUUGGAACAUUUCUUUGCCACCAGUGCCCAAGCCGCCCCCUCGGCCUCCCAGCCCCCCAGCUCCAGGCGCCCCUGUAAGCCGCGUCCUCUUCCUCACCGACCUGCACUGGGAUCACGACUAUCUGGAAGGUGCAGAUCCUGACUGUGCAGACCCACUGUGUUGCCGCAAGGGCUCUGGCGUACCCCCUGCCUCCAGGCCAGGUGCUGGAUACUGGGGCGAGUACAGCAAGUGUGACCUGCCCUUGCGGACCCUGGAGAGCCUGCUGAGAGGGCUGGGCCCAGCUGGCCCUUUUGACAUGGUGUACUGGACAGGAGACAUCCCUGCCCAUGACGUCUGGCAGCAGUCUCGUCAGGACCAGCUGCGGGCCUUGAAUACCAUCACAGCCCUUGUGAGGAAGUUCUUGGGACCUGUGCCCGUGUACCCUGCUGUGGGUAACCAUGAGAGCACACCCGUCAAUGGCUUCCCGCCUCCCUUCAUAGAGGGCAACCGCUCCUCCCAAUGGCUUUAUGAGGCCAUGGCCAACGCAUGGGAGCCCUGGCUGCCUGCAGAAGCCCUUCGUACUCUCAGAAUCGGGGGUUACUAUGCCCUGACCCCAUAUCCCGGCCUCCGCCUCAUCUCUCUGAAUAUGAAUUUUUGUUCCCGGGAGAACUUCUGGCUCUUAAUCAAUUCCACAGAUCCUGCUGGGCAGCUCCAGUGGCUGGUGGGGGAGCUUCAGGCUGCCGAGAACCGUGGAGACAAAGUGCAUAUAAUUGGCCACAUCCCCCCAGGGCACUGCCUGAAGAGCUGGAGCUGGAAUUAUUACCGGAUUGUAGACAGGUAUGAAAACACUCUGGCUGGUCAGUUCUUUGGUCACACGCAUGUGGAUGAAUUUGAGGUCUUCUACGACGAGGAGACCUUGAGCCGGCCGCUUGCUGUGGCCUUCCUGGCGCCCAGUGCCACCACCUAUAUCAGCCUUAAUCCUGGUUAUCGCGUUUACGAAAUAGAUGGCAAUUACCCAGGGAGUUCUCAUGUGGUCUUGGACCACGAGACCUUUAUCCUGAACCUCACACAGGCGAAUGCGCCUGGAGCCACACCGCACUGGCAGCGCCUCUAUAGAGCUCGAGAAACCUACGGGUUGCCUAACGCGCUGCCUACCGCCUGGCAUGACUUGGUAUAUCGCAUGAAAGGCGACACGAAACUAUUCCAGACCUUCUGGUUUCUCUACCAUAAGGGCCACCCGCCCUCCGAGCCCUGCGGCCCGCCCUGCCGCCUUGCUACUUUGUGCGCGCAGCUGUCUGCUCGCGCCGACAGCCCUGCUCUGUGCCGCCACCUAGCGCCCGAGGAGGGCCUCCUGGACGUCCACAGCCAGUGGACCAGGCCGCUGUUCUGCUAG
Messenger RNA from Elephantulus edwardii (Cape elephant shrew), 1869 nucleotides. RefSeq names its product sphingomyelin phosphodiesterase 1, acid lysosomal (gene SMPD1). Gene Ontology annotation, molecular function: acid sphingomyelin phosphodiesterase activity. The transcript has 6 exons. Bases 1 to 1869 code for a protein of 622 amino acids. The record is from RefSeq and is a predicted model, not a curated record. NCBI's taxonomy places the organism in Eukaryota, Metazoa, Chordata, Mammalia, Macroscelidea, Macroscelididae. Gene Ontology annotation, biological process: ceramide biosynthetic process; sphingomyelin catabolic process. Gene Ontology annotation, cellular component: lysosome.